This is a messenger RNA of Ostreococcus tauri, 441 nucleotides long. RefSeq names its product unnamed product. The transcript has a single exon. Lineage: Eukaryota; Viridiplantae; Chlorophyta; Mamiellophyceae; Mamiellales; Bathycoccaceae. The record is from RefSeq and is a predicted model, not a curated record. The coding region runs from base 1 to 441 and encodes 146 amino acids.
AUGCUUCGUCUCCCGUCUCCGAUCCCCCCCGCGCGCGCGACGACGCGGCACGCGACGCCAGAGUCGUCUGCACCACCCGCGGGUUCACGGUUUUCAACCGCAAAGAAUUCUCCUCUUCGACGCUCCGUGCGCGUCGACGCGAAGAAGAGCAAGAAAGACGUCCAGAUGUCCGAAGCCGCGUGGUUCUUGGAUCAGUUCAAGUACCAACAGCGAUACAAGGCGCAGACGAACGUGUUCACGAUGCCGACGAAGGAGCUCCCGGGCGGGGACAAGCUCACGGCUGAGGGCGCGUUCGUCGGCGGAUUGUUCGGCGUGUUGGCGAUUUGGGGGGUGUCGCUGAUUUUCAAGCUCCUGAGCGUGACGUGGGCGCUGGUGUUGGCGUCGCUGAAGUACGGCGCGAUCGCGGGGGUGCUGGUGUUCCUCGGCGUGUUGGUGAGCUAG